This is a messenger RNA of Thamnophis sirtalis, 277 nucleotides long. Lineage: Eukaryota; Metazoa; Chordata; Lepidosauria; Squamata; Natricidae. The record is from RefSeq and is a predicted model, not a curated record.
AAGUUCUGGGGGGCCACCGCAGAAUGCCGGCCCCACUUCUGAUAAAGCAUUUGAAGACUGGUUGAAUGACGACUUUGCUUCCUAUCAAAGUGGCCAAGAAAACCGCUAUGUUGGGUUUGGGAACACAGUUACCCCUCCCAAAAAGGAAGAUGACUUCCUGAACAACGCUAUGUCUUCUCUCUACUCGGGCUGGAGUAGUUUUACAACUGGAGCGAGCAAGUUUGCAUCGGCAGCAAAAGAGGGCGCUAGCAAGUUUGGCUCUCAAGCAACUCAAAAG